AUGAAGUCAAUCCCCGUGAUGGUAUUGCUGGCACUCCCGUGGUUCCUCGCUGACGUUCGCGGUUACUCCAAGACGUACCCGGAAUUCGGCAAGCACGGCUACUGGUUCGAGAAUCUCAUGGACCUCUCUGUGCUGAACAUGGCUGCGGCUGCCCCCGGUGCCGAAGAAGCGGGGUCACCGUUCCGUCAGAAGCUGCUGCACUGUUGUGGGUCCACGCGGUGGGUGGCAGAAAUGUCAAAGAGGUUCCCCGUGCGGGACUUUGCUGAGCUUUGCCAAGCUGCCGACGCUGUUGACGCCUCGUUGACAAGAGAAGAUUGGCUGGAAGCGUUUGCAGCUCACCCGAGGGCUACGAAGAACGCAGAUGACGCUGUACUAGACCGACUAGAGGAGCUCAACAAUGCGUACUACAAGAAGUUCGGAUACAUCUAUAUCGUGUGUGCUACUGGGAAGUCUGCUCCUGAAAUGCUUAGGAUUCUUGAAACCCGAAUGGAUAAGAGAUCCGAAGACGAACUUCCGGUGGCUGCAGGCGAGCAAAGCAAGAUCACGAAGAUCCGACUGGAAAAGCUUCUUCAAGAGUAAGCAAUGACCCGAGUUUGUCUUUGUUUCUGCAACAAAGUUAUGGUACUACGUAGUAGUUCCUUGCUUCCUUGGUUUUGCGACACUAAUUGAGUUUUGUACUUCGAUAAACUGCGAAAGUAUGCCAAACUUUAA
This is a messenger RNA of Phytophthora infestans T30-4, 711 nucleotides long. RefSeq lists its product as uncharacterized. Gene Ontology annotation, molecular function: carboxy-lyase activity. Lineage: Eukaryota; Oomycota; Peronosporomycetes; Peronosporales; Peronosporaceae. The record is from RefSeq and is a predicted model, not a curated record. Bases 1 to 579 code for a protein of 192 amino acids. The transcript has 4 exons.